UAUUAUAGGACGUAUGCAACAGCAGAAUAUGGAUUUUGAUGAGCGCAUUUCUGGCUCUAAUAUGUAUUUACCGAACUGCACUUACUACGUCUCCGGAGCGGACUUCUCGGGUCUCCCUCAUUAUUUAACCCAGAGCCAGUCCUCUUGCCCCAUGACCUACCCCUACCAGUCCUCAGCCCUGCCACAGGUCCCGUCCGUCAGAGAUGUGGCUUUCAGAGACUAUGGGAUUGAUACCUCCAGUAAAUGGCACCACAGCAGGGGGAGCCUAUCGCACUGCUACACCGAGGACUUGGUGCACAGGGACGGCUGGACGAGCCCGACCUCACGGGGGGGAGAGAUCCUAGCGAAAGGAAGCUCCAGCGCCGGCCACUCGUGCUCCUCCAACCCGACGCCCGCCGCCUUCUAUGGCAGCGUUGGCAGGAACGGCGUCCUGCCACAGGCUUUCGACCAGUUCUUCGACACCGCCUACGGGAGCCCGGAGAACAGCACAACGCCAACACAAGCACAAGCAACGGACGUGGACAAACACGCCGUCAGAACAAGCCCAGCUGCGGCUCAUGUGGGCUCGGACACGGCGGAGGACUUCAGCCCCAAGUCGUCCUCCGGCCACAGCGAGGAGAAACAGAGCAAAAGCAACAGUGGCCAGAGGACGCGCAAGAAGAGGUGUCCAUACUCAAAGUAUCAGAUCAGGGAACUGGAGAGGGAGUUCUUUUUCAGCGUUUACAUCAACAAAGAGAAGCGUCUGCAGCUCUCGCGGAUGCUCAAUCUGACAGAUCGCCAGGUCAAAAUCUGGUUUCAGAACAGGAGGAUGAAAGAGAAGAAACUGAACAGGGACCGUUUACAGUACUACACCACAAACCCCCUGCUAUAAAAGCUGAACAAAGACUGUGACUGGCAUGCGGACACGUAGACCCCCUCCCAUCUAGACGACACAAACUACAUCUUAUCUGGACAGGAUGACGAGUUUUUAAUGUGCCAGACUUCAUAAAGAAAUCUUCUAUUUAUACACUAUUUUGUCAUUAAACACCGUUGGCUCUAUUAUUAUUAUUAUUAUUAUCAUUAUUAUUAUUAUUAUUAGAUAGGCCUGUUAUUCUGGAUGCCCGACCAAUAAUUAACAAUUUUCUAAAAAGUCACGUUAUUGCGUGUAUGCUGUGCUUAUGCGGGAAAACAGAUGUGUCUGAAUUCCCGUUAUAUUAAUUAAAAACACACACGGAGAUCGUUGUACUGCAUUUGAAAAAAAAAAAAACUUACUUACUUUUUUCCUUAAAUUUUUUCUUUCGCCAAAUUCACAUCCACGCAACU
Molecule: messenger RNA, 1302 nt
Organism: Scatophagus argus
Lineage: Eukaryota; Metazoa; Chordata; Actinopteri; Scatophagidae
Gene: hoxa11b
Product: homeobox A11b
Exons: 2
Coding region: 14-871 (285 amino acids)
Biological process (GO): regulation of transcription by RNA polymerase II; anatomical structure development
Cellular component (GO): nucleus
Molecular function (GO): DNA-binding transcription factor activity, RNA polymerase II-specific; RNA polymerase II cis-regulatory region sequence-specific DNA binding
Source: RefSeq, a predicted model, not a curated record